Dentiscutata erythropus is the source of this 586-nucleotide messenger RNA. Lineage: Eukaryota; Fungi; Glomeromycota; Glomeromycetes; Diversisporales; Gigasporaceae. The record is from the annotation of a GenBank genome assembly.
UUUAUUGAGGGUAGAAGAUUUCACAAUGUCGAUGGUGUACAGUAUCCAUUGCCUAAUGAUGACGAAGAAAAUGAUAGAUUACAUACUCAGCAUUUCUUGUUUAGAUAUGUAUGGCAGAACAAUUUCUCUUCACCUGUUGAUCACAUUUUAAGUGACCCUAAUGCAAAUGCCCAAGUUCUCGAUGUUGGUUGUGGCGCAGGUUCUUGGACACUUAAAAUGGCAACAACCUAUCAGAAAGCCAAUUUUAUAGGUUUGGACAUGACACCACAUCAACCUCUAAAAAUCAAACCACGUAAUGUUUCAUUUGUUCAGGCAAACGUAUUUGGAGGGCUUCCAUUUGAAGAUAAUGUAUUUGAUUUUAUCUACCAUCGAUUAUUAUUUACUGGAUAUCCGAUGGCCAUAUGUGAGAAUGGAAGGCUUGGAGAAGUGGCGAUAGAUAACUCAAUGUGUGUAAUGAGAGACUUGAAGACACCAUUAAUGAAUACAUUGCAAGUAUCUUCCGAAGAGUACGAUGAGCUUUGCAAAACGGCAACAGAGGAAAUAAGAGAGUUAAACUCUUAUUAUCCUAUGAUUCGUGUUUAUGCGA